Messenger RNA from Phycomyces blakesleeanus NRRL 1555(-), 634 nucleotides. RefSeq lists its product as hypothetical. The record is from RefSeq and is a predicted model, not a curated record. The transcript has 5 exons. NCBI's taxonomy places the organism in Eukaryota, Fungi, Mucoromycota, Mucoromycetes, Mucorales, Phycomycetaceae. The annotation marks the transcript as partial.
AAUUUCUUCUAUUUGUCUCUCUCUUUCUCUCUCUUUGUUUCUUCUACUUUUUCUUGACAUUCAACCUUCAUGUCAACUACUCAUCCUUCAUUCACAUCUUUCACGCUUCCAACCAAUAUCGAUUCUCCUGUCAGUCCUUUUUGGACAACUGUAAAGGAAAACGACCAGUUCUAUCUUCAACGAACAAAGACUCAGAGAAACGCUCUCUUUCGAAGUGUAUUGGGCACCCUCCAGAGUGUUCUUGACACGAAACAAGCACCUUUUCGUAUCUUGUAUCGUAAGCCCAACGGAGCCUGUCUACAGAUUGUUGCCGCAGAAACAGAAAAGCAGGUAGAUCUGGCUUGGAAUUGGCUACAAGACAAUCUUCUCAAUCUAUUGACAAACCUUGAAGACACUGAAAAGGAAGUGUUUCUAGUCACCAAGAUCAAUUCAAUUGUCACGCGAAAAGACGCAGGGACAGACGAAAUUUCGGCAGAUGAAAAGGUCAGAAACGCAUCACGCAGUUUUCGGCAGACCUUUAAUGUUCCUGCAACUGAACGACUGGUGAACUACUAUUCAUGUGCAUACCACACCAAUCGAAUGACCAGUCAAGGAUGGCUAUAUAUUAGUGAAAACUAUAUUGCAUUCUAUUCGU